CCAAGAAAGAUGUCUGGUAAUAACUGCACUGUUGUGACUGAAUUCAUUAUUUUGGGGUUAACGGAUGAUCCAACUCUUCGUGUCAUCCUCUUUGUGAUAUUUCUGAGUGUCUAUGCAGUCACAUUAAUUGGUAACCUUAGCAUAAUCAUAUUGAUCAGAAAUAGCUCUCAGCUUCACACUCCAAUGUAUCUUUUCCUCAGCAACUUGGCUUUUGUGGAUAUUGGAUUUUCCUCAUCUGUCACCCCUCUCAUGCUCAUGAACUACCUUGGGGACAUUAUUUUAAUUCCCCUUGGAGGUUGUAUGGCCCAAAUAUGUUUUGGGGCCACCUUUGGGACAACUGAGAGUUUCUUGCUGGCUGUGAUGGCCUAUGAUCGGUAUGUGGCCAUCUGUAGCCCCCUACUGUAUUCCACCAAUAUGUCAACUAGAGUUUGCACUCUCUUACUCAUCAUAUCCUACGUGGGUGGUUCUGUGAAUGCUUGGACUUUUACUGGUUGUUUAUUGAAUCGUUCCUUCUGUGGACCCAAUAAGAUCAAUCACUUUUUCUGUGAUUAUUCACCACUUUUGGAGCUUUCCCAAGCCCAAGAUGAUCUGGCAGAAAUUCUUCCUGCUGCCUCUGCUGGAUCAGUAAUUGUGAUCACAGUGUUAAUUAUCCUAAUCUCUUAUGUAUACAUCCUCUUCUCUGUCCUGAAGAUAAGCUCCACUGAGGGAAGAUCCAAAGCUUUCUCAACUUGCACCUCCCACCUAACAGCAGUGACACUAUUCUAUGGGACCACUACAUUCAUUUAUGUCAUGCCCAAGUCCAGCUACACAAUGGAUGAGAAUAAAGUGGUGUCUGUUUUCUACACUGUAAUGAUCCCCAUGUUGAAUCCCCUGAUCUACAGUCUAAGGAACAAUGAAGUAAAAGUUUCCCUUAGAAAAUUGAUGAGUAGGAAACACUUUUUUUCAUGA
Trichosurus vulpecula (common brushtail) is the source of this 948-nucleotide messenger RNA. RefSeq names its product olfactory receptor 480-like. The coding region runs from base 10 to 948 and encodes 312 amino acids. Gene Ontology annotation, molecular function: olfactory receptor activity; odorant binding; G protein-coupled receptor activity. Gene Ontology annotation, cellular component: membrane. NCBI's taxonomy places the organism in Eukaryota, Metazoa, Chordata, Mammalia, Diprotodontia, Phalangeridae. Gene Ontology annotation, biological process: G protein-coupled receptor signaling pathway; sensory perception of smell. The transcript has a single exon. The record is from RefSeq and is a predicted model, not a curated record.